GAAGAAGUACGCCGCAUUCUGAUUGGACGGUUGUAGAACAGUUUCAGACAUGGCCGAAGCAGCAGCAGCAGGAGGACCUCAGAGUGGACCUCAAAGUGGACCUCAAAGUGGACCUUUUUACCACAAAGAGAGGAUAAAGUCCAGUCCGGAGGAGGAGGCCCGGCUGGAGAGACUUCACUUCUGGAGGAUAAUCGAUGCUUUUCGAUAUUACCGGUGAGUGAGGAUGAACAUGGCGGUAUUUGAAGACAGUUUGAUUCUGUUGUUGUUGUUUUUCGGUUUGGAGGGAAACUGUUCAUCACCGUUUCUGUUUCUCUCUUUAUGUAAGGUUUAAGUUUGUGUUUCCAAAAGACACUUCAGACUUUAUUUAACCAGUUUAAGGUGGAAUUUCUUUGAUAAUGUUCUGAAAACACCUCUGUGUCAUCAAACCCUGUUACCCACCGACACUGAGGACUGAAGAGGGUCCGAGUGUGUGAAAGAUUUUCACUGUAAGGUCAUUAAAACAGUCCAGGAACCAUCUGAGUACAGUUAUAACGCUGUAGACUGGUUCUUAAUGGGAAAGGAGGUGUGAGGAUGUUUAUAUUUCCAAUAUAAAUGAAAGAUGGAUGUCAGAGAUUCAAAAUGUGAGUGUACAACUAUUUCACACCAGACUUAAAGGGAUAUUCCGGCGUAAAAUUAGUUUAGGGUCAAACCCACCGUAACACCGAGUUAGACCCCCCCUCCAGAGAUGAAUGUUGUCGACCGCUUACUUCUCUAGUUAUACCAACUUUAGUAACGACCGCAGGAUAGAAAUACAGAGAGGUCUGAGGAGCCAUAAACAAACUUCAACCAAAACGCCACUCACCUACUCUCUUCCAGCAGCCACUUGUUUGUAGAGAGACCUCAGACCAGUCCAUUACAGACUACAGCGGGGUGCCACAGCUCAAGGAAGAACAUUUAUGAUCAUUUCUUCAUGGAAAUACAAUCAGACCGAGAAGCUAAGACAGAAGAACUACCGCGUCUGUAAAAUGAUUAAUAUGAUGAUUAUUACUACAAGGAAAUGAUAAAGAAAUGAUCAUAAAUGUUCUUCCUUGAGCUGCAGCACCCCGCUGUAGUCCGUAAUGGACUGGCUUGAGGUCUCUCUACAAACAAGCGUCUGCUGGAAGAGAGUAGGUGAGUUGUGUUUAGUCUCUUUGCUGAAGAAAUGAGUCAAAGUUAAAAAGAUGUUUGGUGUCUAGUACUAUGUCUGUGACCCUAUAUGUACUAACCUCAGUAGAUCAUGGUGUAGUUCUGUUCAGUAACAGAACCUCAUUGGAAAAUUAGCUGAUUUAACUUUACUGUGCUCUUGUUCAAAUAUAUUAACUCAACAGCACAUAAAUCCAUACCUGUUAACAAAAUCAUGAUUUUAUUGAUAAUUCGGCUCAAUAAAAACACCUUUACCUUUUCAUUUUACUACAGUAGAAGUUUAUUAGCCCAGAUUAUAGACUACAGAAGGGGAGAAACGCCCCCACUUAAGUUUUCUUAGGAGUUAGAACAACUCUGAAUAUAGUACUAUGUCUGUGACCCUAUAUGUCCUGUUGAUGAAGUUAGGUGCUGUUCUGAACAUUAUUUGUGGCUAUAGAGUGGCGUUUUGGUUGAGGGCGUGGCUCUCUGUAUUUCUAUCCUGCGGUCGUUACUAAAGUUGGUAUAACUAGAGAAGCAAGCGGUCGACAACAUUCAUCUCUGGAGGGGGGGUCUAACUCUGGGUUACGGUGUGUUUGAUUCUAACCUAAUUUCACGCUGGAAUAUCCCUUUAAAUUUAGUCAGUAUUAUCACUGAAAUUAAACAUUGACAAAAUUACUAUAAUUGAGUAACCCCAGUUAUGAGAAAAAUGAAGUUAUUUCAACUGUAAACCAUGUAAAGCUCCCACAACCCUAUCUGAAGGAUAACACAAAUCCUGAGAGUCUAACACUCCUUCUUAAUGAGAGACUGAUCUUCAUUUGUGGACUCAAAACAUGAAUCAGAACCUUCUCUGAAUUCUUGUUCUGUCAGGGUCCAUGUCGGGGAGCAGGUCAAACGGGCCGAGCGUCAGUUCCUGAGUUUACCGAAGCACCACCAGAAUUUGCUGCCAAAUGUUUUAUCGAACCUGUCCCGGAUCAGGCAGUGUGCCGACCACAACCAGGAGGUGCUGCAGGCCAUCAUUCACAACAGCCUCAACAUGUUUGAGAACAUCGAGUACGGAUCGAGGGUAAGCUCUGACCUCCUGUACAAAUACUGAAUACACACGCACGCACACUAAGGCUGCACGAUAUUGGGAAAAAAUAAUAUUGCGAUUUUUUUCAACCCUGCGAUAUAUAUUGCGAUAUUAAAAAUACAGGAAUUUUCACCAGAUGACCUGAAUAGCACUUAAUGUUUUGCUGCACUGCUGAAAUCUUGAGGACAGUUCAUCUGCUCUGAUCUUACCUCUUUUUGUUAAUGUUAGUAGAACGGCUUCUGUCUGUCUCAAGAGAUAUUUUCAGCUUUUAUUGUGCUGGGACGUUAUUGUGGCAACAGAUGAACACAGAAGACGUGUUUUGGUCGACAUCAUCCUUCUUUUAACCGAAAUAAUUCCAGAUAACUGACUUUCCUUUUCUUUUGGGCAACAAUAUCUUCAUUUUCGGUGGUUUUCGCUUGUUCGUUGUUCAUUUUGCGAUCGUUGUUGUUGUUGUUAGCGGUGUUGUGCCGAGAAACGCAUGUCCUCCGAGAAUUGCAUGCACCUCGCAAAACGCGCAUUGCUUAUAGUAGAGUGGUCCACGGAAAUGUACAAUUUAAAACCCAUACAGUUCUUAUUUGUUGGGCUUAAUAGUCAUGAGUAAAGUUCCGAAAGUAAUUCUCAGCGGACACACGUCUCACUCCAUGUGCAGAACAUGUGCAGGGGUGGGUUUCCUCCUCCCUGAUUUUGAUUGACAGCUGGCAGGGUAGUCUGAUUGGCAACUGAGAAGUGAGUCUGAUUGGCAACUGAGUAAAGGACGAAGGCGAUUGGUGGAUCGCUGCACAGCACAUGCAGAGUCACAUGGAGUGUAUCUCAGUCGGUUACCCUUGAAAUUAAAUGAGUUCAUUCACCUCCAAUAUCGCAGGCUCUGCGAUGUGACUAUCGCACACACGUACAUCGCGAUGACGAUGUUCAAACGAUAUAUCGUGCAGGCCUAACGCACACACAUAGGAUGGGGGUUAAUAUUUGUCCAAACAGCUCUGUCAGUGAUAUUCCUUUAAAUCCAACUUCAGGUGGAUCCACAAAAGUCGCGCCCGUCCUCAACCUUCGACAUGGACAAGUUAAAAUCAACGAUAAAGCAGUUUGUCAGAGACUGGAGUGAGGCGGGCCGAGCUGAGAGGGACUCCUGCUACCAGCCAAUCAUUCAAGAGAUCCAAAGACUCUUCCCGAGCGACCAAUAGUAGGAAACACUCACUCACUCACGCUGACAUGAUGCAUGUUCACAACAAAAAUAAAUCCAUAAUGUGAUCAUUUUUCAAGCAGACGGAUGAUUCUUAGAAUGUUUUUGAUCAUGUGACUUUCUCCAUGUUUUCCAUGUGAUAUGUGCAUUCUACAUAUUUUAUUAUGUCAGUGAUGUGUCUAAGGUGAGCGUGCUGGUCCCUGGCGCCGGGCUCGGACGUCUCGCCUGGGAGAUAGCUCGGUUAGGUUACACCUGCCAGGGCAACGAGUGGAGCUUCUUCAUGCUCUUCUCCUCGAACUUUGUCCUCAACAGGUACAGCACCACGUCCACCGACACCAGCACUGCCUCACAAAACACACAAUGUCCUCUUAAGAUUACAUAAAUCCAAACUAUCUGGGCCUGUGAUGAUGAUGAUGAUGAUGAUGAUGAUGAUGAUGAUGAUGAUGAUGAUGAUGAAAACUGUGUAAACGAUCCGAUCAGACCGUGGCCUUCACUUUCAGUUGUUUGCGGUUUAACCUCAUACACAUCAGUUUACCACUUCCAUCCAUCCACAGCUGUCCUCACACAUUUGGACUGCUUUAUUCAGGUGUGAAAACGUGAACUCUCUGACCCUGUACCCCUGGAUCCACCAGUUUAGCAACAUCAAGAAAUCCACGGACCAAACACGACCAAUCACAUUCCCUGACGUCGACCCUCAGAGCUUACCCCUGACCACAGACUUCUCCAUGGUAGCAGGCGACUUUGUGGAAGUCUACAACGAACCAGGUCGGUGAAAACUUCACGGCUCAGUGUGGAGAUGUUUGUGGCGAGGUGGAUCAGGAUACUGUAGUUUGUUUGGCGGCAUUAAGAAAGUAUUUUUAGGUUUUGUUAACGAGACAAUGAGGAGGUGAAGAUGUUUGAGGUGAAUCUUUGAUAAUCACCUUUUCUGCAGAUAAUCCGUCAUUUAAAAUACAAAAACAACAAGCGCUUCAGCUGCUCCCUUUCAGACCUGAAGGUCACGUCUGAACUUUGUGUCUGUUUCUGACAGAUUCCUGGGAUUGUGUGGCGACCUGCUUCUUCAUCGACACGGCUCAUAACGUAAUCGAGUACGUGGAGACCAUCUGGAAGAUUCUCAAACCGGGGGGAGUCUGGAUAAACCUGGGUGAGCACGCGCUGCAUAGAUAUUUACUUGUUCAAGUUUGACAGUAAAGUUUAGAAACGUGAGUUUGUGAUGAUAUUUUAGAUACUGAAGAAAACUUCCUUUUUUAAAGCUCUCAGUGCAAGAAUAGAAAAUAAAAACACACUUUUCUCACAGCGAUAAUGAAGAAUAGAUCAAAUUAUAUCCUGUAAAGUUAUGAGAUUAUUGUGUGAUUAUCUCACAUUUAUCCAUGAAACUCAGUUUUAAUCACUUCCACAUUUUCAUCUUAAGCAGAAAACUUCGGUAAAAUAAAACUAAAGAGGCAGUGAUGAGGACUGACAGGAUGUUAUUGAUACCAGUGCCAUUAUUGAUUCUGGUGAUCAGUCUAGUUCUCAAUCACCUCCUCUGAAUAUGAAGUAGAUUUCAGUUUAAAACAAAGUAGAAAGAAAGUCUAAUAAUAAAAUAUGAAGCUGACGAGUCGUGUUUUGUAAUAUUCAGACGUUCUGACUUUGCUUUAGUUUGUUUCCUUUUAUGUGGUCGUAGUAUUGUUUGUAAAGUUAAAGGAAAAUAACCUGAAGUGGACAGACCUUUUACGUUAUUGUUUUUUCUGUUCUGAGUGAGGGGAAGGUAAAAUCAGCUUUGUCUUCUACCUGCUCCCUUCCAGUCAUGUGAUGGAUUUGUUAAAUUCUUUUUGUAUGGAUGGAAAUGCUUAAAAAGGCCAUGAGCCGAACAAAUAAAAACCAACAAACAAACGAACCUUAAAAGUGCAGUUUUCUGGGAUGUUUUAUCUCUGAGUGAAAGUCCGUCUCUUCUUUUAGGUCCUCUGCUGUAUCACUUUGAGAACAUGGCCAAUGAGCUCUCCGUUGAACUGACUUAUGAAGACAUCAGGACAGCCAUCCUGAACCUUGGCUUCCAUUUAGAGGUGAGCACAGAGCUCGGCUUCUUCUCAACACUUCACAUCACUUUACUUUCAUGAAUCUAAAAUAUUUUUUUCUUGUUUUCCUGCAGGUGGAGAAGGAGUCGGUUCAGACCACCUACACGGAGAACGAGCGCUCCAUGUUGAGAUACGUCUACGACUGUGUUUUCUUUGUGGCACGAAAACCUGCAGAUCUGUACUUUAACGGACAGGAGGAGGACGAUGACCUGCAGCAGAGCUCCUCGCCGGCUGCUAAAGCGCCGCGGAGGGAGGGUUAUGACCGCCUGACGUGACAGGAAGUCCUCAUAAAUCUUUACCUGAGGAGAAAUAACUAAAGAGCAGCGAGACUGAGAAAAGAGAGAAACACUGACACUGAAAGAAGGAGGCCAGAGAGGAAACUUUUCUACUGUCUCCUCUCUGUGAGAAUGCAGCUCCUGAGGAGAUCAACCCAGCUCCACAGACCCUGUCUCUGCUCUGUUUAGGCCAAAAUCACAAUCCUCUGUAACAUUCAGAACAACUAAAGCUUCAUGUCCUUCAGAUCCAGAGUUUGAGGGAAGUUUGAUGAUCGUUUGUGUUUUGCGUGUCAGCGAGGAGCCAGAAAAAGUCGAUUUCUUUAACCUGCUGAUCGCCUCCGAUCUUUAUAAUUCUCAUCUCCAGUGACUUUAACUGCCUGUGCGUGUGCAUGUGUGUGUAUGUGUGUGUGUGUGUGUGUAUGAGAGAGCGCCUGCAUAUUAACAUUUGCUUUUGAAAGUGUAUUUAUUUUUUCAGAUACUUUGCUGGUAGCUGCCUUAUUGGUCACUCUGCUCUGUCCAUGUAAACAUGUUUCAGCUUUAAAGAUCGAAUGUUUUUAAGUUGAUGACUCUCACUCACGUUCCUGGUUUCUUAUCUCACUUUGGAAUAAAGCCAAACAUUUUAAAAGUC
Xyrichtys novacula (pearly razorfish) is the source of this 6340-nucleotide messenger RNA. NCBI's taxonomy places the organism in Eukaryota, Metazoa, Chordata, Actinopteri, Labriformes, Labridae. The record is from the annotation of a GenBank genome assembly.